This is a messenger RNA of Blepharisma stoltei, 1395 nucleotides long. The record is from the annotation of a GenBank genome assembly. Lineage: Eukaryota; Ciliophora; Heterotrichea; Heterotrichida; Blepharismidae.
AUGAAAAAGCUAGAAGAAGGCAAGCUACCUAAGAAGGUACCUUUUUAUAUAGAGAGGCCGCUGGGCACGCAGAGAUGAGGAAGGUCGCAAGAAGCAAGCAACGUCAGAAGAACUUGAGAAGCUUAAGCACUUCUAUACCUUCAUCAGAGUGCUAAUCAAAGAAGUAGACCCUUUUACUACUGAAGAUAUUGAAAUUGCUUUAUCCCAGGUUUCUGAGAAAACUGGGGGCAAGAUUUCGAAGGACGAGUGUAGAGAGCUAUUUCACGAGUUCAUACUAGAUCCCCAGAAGCAGAAGAAAAGUAAAGAAUAUUUAGAGUUCACUGAGAGUAAAAAGCGAUUUGAUUUAGUUUGGAAUUUAGAAGAUACUGAGCAAAAUAGCUUGGCUGAAUCAAGAUUUCAAGCUUAUCAUGAGCAUCUACCAAAGUCACAAGACACAGUAGAAAUUUUGAAUUUCCUGUCUACGAUACAUUCAAAUCCUCCAUUAUCUAGCUUAGAAAGACGAAGAAUCUUAAACAAAGCCCGGGAAUUAUCAGCAACCCCAAUUCCCACCUUCAAGACAAAUUCAAGGUUGAAGCAAGAAAUUCUCCCUGAAAUUUUAAGUCUGAUACCUCCAGCAGAAGACCACUUAGGCAUCCAAGACAAGCUGACACUUCUGCGAGGUAUCCAAAAACACUUACUUCCCCUCUGUGAGUGAACAAAACCAUUGGAAAAAUUCCUAUUUUUUGUUCCAAAACCCACCCUCCAUAAGCGAAAUUUUUUAUGAAAAAAAUUAUAUAAGUGACAAUUAGUAUAAGCUAAGUCUGAGUAAUUUUAAACAGCUUGCAUUUUAAACAUAAACCUUGCAAAUUAUUAAAUAUUUGCUUUCCGAAUUUUGCUAAUUUGGAUUUUUUUAAAAUUUCGAAAAAAAAAUUCACUAUAAAAUCCUAUAAAAAUUUUUAAAAAACAAAAUUAACCCCCCUUGAGCGUCAAAAUUUUUGUUCACUCACGGAGGGGGGGGAGUUAGGAGACUGGGAAAAAAUAUCUAGAGAAUUCAAAGACCGAGCUCUCAGUUUAGACGUCAUAAAGCACACUUGGAGGCGCCUCAAAGCCACCAUGCGAGAAGAAGUCAAGGAAAUCAAGAAAAGGCUGCCCCAGUACCAUUACAUCAAAUGGAUUCGAGCAGCUAUACGAAAGCUCGAAGCUCAACUAGGGAAAAGGGCGCUUAAGUCACCUCAGCCAUCACCUAUUGUAGACGCUACACAGAGGGUCAAGAAGAUCGAUAUUUUGAAUUUAAUGGCUGAUGCUGACAAUAAUAUAUGCGAAGGGUUUCAAGACAACUCAAUCUUGUCUUUAAGCUCUUCAAGCUCAUUUAAGAAGUUUGAAAAGAUCGCCUCAAAAUGCGUCAGUCCCAGCUAG